Stylonychia lemnae is the source of this 696-nucleotide messenger RNA. The record is from the annotation of a GenBank genome assembly. Lineage: Eukaryota; Ciliophora; Spirotrichea; Sporadotrichida; Oxytrichidae.
AUGGGAGCUGCUUGUUGUUCAGCUGAACAUAGAGAAUCAUUAGCUUCUUAAUUCACCAAAAUCGAACAAGAAACAACUACAACGGAAGCUGUAACUAUUUAGCCCACAUAAAAAGAACUCGAAUAAUAAUAGCCUGUCCCUCAAAAAAAGUCUAAUGAUGAAUUUCUGCUUUCAUAUCCCAAAAUAUAAGAGGAAUUAUAUAAAAAAAGAGAUUCUCCUAUUCCAAAGAGUGAUAAGAAGAAUUAUAGAUUAAUCGACCAGAUAGAUGAUAUUGAAAGAAGUUACAGAGAGUACAAGAAAAUAAACAAAAACAAGUUGAUGAAGACAAUAAGUAGCUAGAAUUAGACAUUUGAGGAGCAUAAACUCUUUGAGGGGCUAUGCCAGAUUAUUGAUUCAAAUAAUGUGAGAGAUCUUAGAAUUUUCAUUAAGUUUCAUGAGAUAGAUCAAAAUGAUGAAUAUCAAAUCUCCGGUAUAUUUGAGGAAACUGAGAAUAAUUUAGAAUUCAUGAUUUAAGGAAAAUAUGAUCCCAAGGGAAAUGAAUUGAUUUUUGGAAUUUUUAAGAAUUCCUUGUAACUAAUUAUCGGAGAAUAUCAUCAAGCUUUUAAAUACAUUAAAGGUCAUCAAUUUAAUUUGAUGGAUAGGGAUGACCAAGAAACUUGGCAAGAAACACAACUACAUAUGAAACAAUAAAAGUGA